Molecule: messenger RNA, 1173 nt
Organism: Rhizoctonia solani
Lineage: Eukaryota; Fungi; Basidiomycota; Agaricomycetes; Cantharellales; Ceratobasidiaceae
Product: GDSL-like lipase/acylhydrolase family protein
Exons: 14
Coding region: 1-1173 (390 amino acids)
Biological process (GO): phospholipid metabolic process
Molecular function (GO): glycerophospholipase activity
Source: RefSeq, a predicted model, not a curated record
AUGAGACAUAUAUACUGCAUUCCUCUUUUUUUUCUGGCCUAUUUCUCGCUUGCAAUUGCUGGCCCCCUGGGGGCCGGUAAGCGACAACUGGACUCAGGUACAUAUGUAACCGACAUCUCCCAGUGCCCUUCGGUCCGCCCUCGGACUACACCUCCGAAAAAUGUACAUGAUUUACGCCCUGAUGACUUUUCGGUGGCAAUGGCCGUCGGAGAUUCGAUUACUGCAGGGGCUUUUGCACAAGGUAUAAAUAGAGAGAAUAUUCUACUUAACUUCGUUGAAUUUCGUGGACUUUCAUAUGCUGGGGGAGGCGAUUCUGGUGCAAUUACUGUACCAAAUCUCUUGAAGCAUUAUAACAAAACUCUUGUUGGCGCAUCCAAGGGUGUCAAUUUAGGUAUCGAACUUUGUUUCGGACCAUUGUGCCCUAUUGGACCGGUGGGAUGGAACCAACCGGUCGAUCAAUUAAAUGCAGCUCAAAGCGGUGCCCUUGCCUCUAACUUACUCCAUGAAGUCCGAGACUAUCUCGUGCCACAGGUAAAGGCAGCGGGGAUUGCUGCAAAUCGUUUCAAGUACCUAAGCUUCCAAAUCGGGUCCAACGACCUGUGUCAGUUGUGUUUGGCAGCCGAUGCAUUACUUGGUCCUGGCACACAGUCAGAUUUUGAACGUAACAUCCGAGAGACAUUGGAAUACAUUCGGAAAAACAUUCCCAACACCCUAGUUAACUUGUUCGGCGUCUUCCAGGUAUCCCAAAUAUAUGGUCUCACGCUCAAUGAGCCAUACUGCCAGCAGCUUAUCCCUAAUGUCACACAUUAUAACCUUGAGUGCACAUGCGCCCUCUUUGGGGGAGAGACAGGGGAAUUCACACGCAGCCGGAUGGACAAGCUUCAAAAUCAAUACAAUACGGCCUUGAAGAAAAUUGCUGCGGAGUACAAGGCCAAGAAUUAUGCGGAUUUUGCAGUAAUAUGGCAGCCUGCCGAAGUUCCACUUGGCCGAUACCCAAUUGAAUCACUCAGUAGCCUCGAUUGCUUCCAUCCUAGUACGGCAACUCAUCAGCGCAUUGCGGCAGGGCUUUGGAAUCGCCUGCCCUUGGAUGAAGCCGCUCGUGCUACCCCAUUUGAAUGGGAGGCCACCCCCAAAUUCCGUUGUCUUCAAGAGAACGAUCGCAUCAAGACUUGA